AUGUCGUUUAUUGAAGGUGUUGGCGAUGAUCUUCUCUACGCGUUUAGUUUCCUUGGAUUUAUUGGUAUUAUAAUACUGGCGUGGUUUUCAUCUCACGUCAAUAAUAUUCAUUUGCCUGCAACAUUAUUUAUUAUUGAAGGAAGAACACGUCUUAGAAACGACGAGCAAGCAGAAAGAGACAGUUCAAGUCCGUCACGAGACUUAAAUUCACCGAAUGAGCAAACACCACCACUCUCGUCUAUUAAUGAAACUUCAACCGAGCAUGAAUCUGAUAAUGAUUCGAGUGAAAACGAUGAAUAUAUGUAUGAACAAACACCAACAUCAGCCGAAUCAAACACCAGUCAAGCACAAGAAUCCCCACUAGAUUCAAACGAAUCAGAAUCUCAGAUAGCAACCGAUGAGCAAGAAGAUCAGUCAUUGAGAAUCACUAUUAAAUUUUUGAAUGAAACUCAAAAAUCAAUAUUAGCUAAUGCCACUGAUACGAUCUCUAAAGUCAAAAGAUUAUAUUUCGCCGAUGAAUUAGCGAGCAAUAAAAUCGUUCGAUUCAUUUAUCAAGGCCGUGAAUUGCAAGAUUCUGAAACUCUUCGUACGUGUAACAUACGCGAUCAAACUACAAUUCAUUGCCAAAUAAGUAUCCGAAGGCUUCCAACGCCAAAUCGAAUUAAUGAUGACGCAUCGGCAGGGCAUGUAAAUACAAAUGGAUUUGAUACAUUAUCCUUAAUUGAUACAUCACCUAUUAGUAUUUCGCCCUAUUUUAUGUUUCUAAUGACAUUAAUGCUUGGAUCUGCCUGGUAUUUACGUAUUAAGUAUCGCAUUCUAUUCACGCCCAUAUCGACAAUAAUUCUCUUAUUGAUUACAAUCAUACUUUUAAUAUUUACAUGCGGUCUUUUAUUAACGGCACGUCGACAAGUAUCAGAUACGAGGAUUCCAGCACAGCUACGGCAUGUUCAUUUGGAUUGA
Molecule: messenger RNA, 960 nt
Organism: Rotaria socialis
Lineage: Eukaryota; Metazoa; Rotifera; Eurotatoria; Philodinida; Philodinidae
Source: the annotation of a GenBank genome assembly